Molecule: messenger RNA, 231 nt
Organism: Leptosia nina
Lineage: Eukaryota; Metazoa; Arthropoda; Insecta; Lepidoptera; Pieridae
Source: the annotation of a GenBank genome assembly
AUGAGUGGUCUUAGUGUCUGCUACUCAGUGCAUCUUCAUUUACUUUAUGUUAAUAAGUUGGUGCUUAGUCGGGGAAUAGUCAGCAGUUUUACGGAGGCAAGCUGCACCUUAUCGGCAGGGGCGAAGGAAGCUUCGGGGAUGGCGAGGGUUGCGGGAGGCCUCGCAGUUCUGUCAGUGCUGGCCGCACCGCCUCCGCGAGUGGACGCUGUGUCGCUGUCUCGUGUAGAUUAA